AUGUCCGCCAAUUCCAUCCAUAGCCACGAGAAGGAGGGUGUUCCCCGGGUUUCCGGUGAGAAUGGCUCGGCCCUUCGCCAACAAAUGACUGCUGAGGAGCAUGAGGUUGCCCGUGCGGCGGCUAGGUUUGGAUAUGGACCUCUGGCCGAGGUCAACCCUACAGAGUCUGGAUUGCGUCCAUUCGGUGGUGAGCUUCAACCUGGUCUGUACAAGUCUGUCGCAGAUCGCAAGUUCGGUAACCCGGCUCCUCUGGGCUUGUCUGCUUUCGCUCUCACCACUUUCGUGCUGAGCGCCAUUAACAUGGGUGCGCAUGAUAUCACUGCGCCCAAUAUUGUCGUCGCUCUUGCUUUCGGUUAUGGUGGCUUGGUGCAGCUGUGUGCUGGCAUGUGGGAAAUGGCCGUUGGAAACACUUUCGGUGCUACCGCUUUGUCCUCGUAUGGUGGAUUCUGGAUCGCCUUCGCAAUUGUCUUGACUCCUGGUGGGUUCGAUAUUGCAGAGUCGCUCGGUGGUGCCACUAGUUGGAAUUUUAACAGUUCGAUGGGUAUCUUCUUGAUGGGUUGGUUCAUCUUCACCACCAUCCUCCUCUUCUGCACCCUCAAGUCGACCGUCGCUUUCUUCUGCCUAUUCUUCUUCCUGGACCUGACCUUCCUUCUGCUGGGUAUUUCCUACCUGCAGGGUGAUGGUACCGCACCUGUUGCCUCUAUUCAGAAGGCCGGUGGUUUCUUCGGUCUCCUCUCUGCUUUCGCCGCUUGGUACAACGCAUUGGCUGGUAUUGCCGACACCAGCAACAGCUUCUUCAUUAUUCCCGUCGCCCACUUCCCCUGGUCUCCCACUGGCAAGACCCGCCGUGCCAAGAGCGACCGUGAAACCGUCUAA
This is a messenger RNA of Penicillium taxi, 876 nucleotides long. Its product is annotated as acetate uptake transporter family protein. The record is from RefSeq and is a predicted model, not a curated record. Gene Ontology annotation, molecular function: acetate transmembrane transporter activity. Gene Ontology annotation, cellular component: plasma membrane. Lineage: Eukaryota; Fungi; Ascomycota; Eurotiomycetes; Eurotiales; Aspergillaceae. The transcript has 3 exons. Bases 1 to 876 code for a protein of 291 amino acids.